Molecule: messenger RNA, 4706 nt
Organism: Lingula anatina
Lineage: Eukaryota; Metazoa; Brachiopoda; Lingulata; Lingulida; Lingulidae
Product: N-chimaerin
Biological process (GO): signal transduction; regulation of GTPase activity
Molecular function (GO): GTPase activator activity
Source: RefSeq, a predicted model, not a curated record
CAGGAAGUGGGGUUGGAGAGUAUUCUCAGCCAUCUUCAUCCUGAUUGAUUUGUUCCCUGUGCAUUUUCAGUUUUAAUUUUGCAGGGGAUGUCAUAAACGUAAGAAACUUCCAGGAAUUUUGUGAAACUUUCCAGAUGGUCACCUUGAAUUAGCCAGCAGCUGGGCUGUGUGGUGACCUCUUCUCACUGUAUCUCCUGUUAAUUUGUGGUCAUCAAGAUGGGUGAGGAGAGGCUGCCAGUGUGGAAGUCCUACUUAUAUCAACUGCAGCAGCAAGCUCCACAGCCAGUAUGUGUGGCAUGCCAGAGGCAGCUUCCAAACAGACCUUCUUUCUAUGGACCAGAGUUUCAUGGUGCGAUAUCACGUGAAGACACGGACAGGCUGCUACACUGUGAUGGCUGCUACCUGGUCCGCGAGAGUCAGCGCGCCCCUGGCACCUACACACUGGCCAUCAGAUUUGAGUCAAAUACCAAAAACUUCAAGCUUUAUUAUGAUGGACAACAUUAUGUCGGAGAGAAGAGAUUUGACAACAUAAAUGACUUGGUCGCUGAUGGACUUAUAACUUUUUAUUUGGAAUCUAAAGCUGCUGACUACAUCGCAGCGCUCUCAAGUCACUCAAAUUAUGAGGAGUCGCCAUACUUAGCAUAUAACACGGCAAAGAAACAGAGAGCACAGGCGACACGGAGUCGUAAUCACGUGAAGCGCAGAUUAGUAAACGAGACGGCACAAGCUAAUGCUGUAACACAGGAAAUAUCCACACUGGGGACUGACAGUGUAGACGCUGUGCCUACAUCUGACCAGGUGAAACAGUAUGAAAAACCACAUGUAUUCAAGACGCAUAAUUUCAAAGGUCCACAUUGGUGUGAUUUCUGCGCCAACUUUCUGUGGGGGUUGAUAGCCCAGGGCGUCAAGUGUCAGGAUUGUGGUUUUCAAGCCCACAAAAAGUGUUCAGAGAAGGUCCCCCAUGACUGUCUGCCGGACGUGAAGUAUGUGAAGCGUGUGUUUGGUACUGAUCUAACCACGCUGGUGAAGACACAUCAGAGACACGUACCGGUGGUGGUAGAAAGAUGUAUCAAGGAGAUUGAAAAUAGAGGUUUAUCAGCAGAAGGUCUGUACAGGGUGGCUGGUUUCCAUGACGAUGUGGAGGCUAUCAAGAUGGCCUUUGAUAAAGAUGUUGAAAAUGCAGAUAUCAGUUCAAAAAAAUAUGAUGACAUCAAUACUAUAGGGAGUGUGUUGAAGCUGUAUUUCCGGCUUCUUCCUAUCCCACUGUUAACAUUUGAGACAUAUCCAAAGUUUUUGGAGGCAGUCAAGAAGGAGGGUAUUUCAGCCAGCGAGAGACUUCAGGUGGUGAAAUGUGCCGUGAACCUCCUCCCUCCAUCACACUAUCACACUCUCAAGUUCUUGAUGAAACACUUGCAGAAGGUGACAGAGAAGAAGAGUGUCAACAUGAUGGGACCUGAAAACCUGGCGACGGUGUUUGCACCAACACUUCUACGUUCCCCAGAUAGUGAUCCUCUGGCCAGCCUCACAGCCGUUAAGUAUGAGCGCGAAGUCAUGGAGUUACUCAUUACCCACCAGGAGGCGCUCUUUGACAAGAGGUCAGUGGGGAAUGAUUAAAUCAGCGAGUCUGUUUUUGGUUCGAUUAAGACAGCUUUCUGGGCAUUCUGGAAGAUUCUAUUAUAUCUCACUGAAGCAGUGACAAAUUAAGAAUGGCAGACGUUAUUUUUAAUUCCUAGAAAACAUUGUGCAGAAUCAUUCAUUUCUCUUUUAUAAGACAUAAUUUCCAAAAAUCAGUCUCCUAUCAUUCUGCGGCAGAUGACAGAUUGAUAACAUGGCAUGUACUGGUUUACACAGACAUGGGGAAACUUUGGAUGUACUGAAGGUCUGGAGGAAAUCUGCAGGUUUCUCCAUGCCUAGUUCACAGUUUUCAUACUAAAAGACUGCAUUAAAUUGUAUGUUUCUGUCAAAGUGUUUUUAUAUAACUAUAAACAAAGAACCCGGCUUAUACAAAAGAAGCCAGAAAACCACUGGAGCUGGCCUGGCUUGUGAUCUGCUUGUGCUGCCAUCUUUUGAAGUAUUGCUGAUGGUAGAAAUAUUUCUGUCGUAUCACCAAGACCAGCGCACUGGUUUAAGGUGGACAAAAAAUUAGUUUUGAAGGUUUCACAUGUUGAUCAAGAUAACAGGUCUGAAACAGGUCUUCCCUAAAGAUGUUAAUAAAUGGGUCUGUCAGAAGCUCUAUGAGAACAAGCAGUAUAAGUCUGACACAACUUCAGUCACAUCAGCCCCUGCCUGUGGAAGACUGCAGACAUGGAGAGCUACAUUGAUAAAGAUUUUCUACUUUAGUGUUUAGAGAACUUCUCUUCAUAAAAUGUACAAUUUUUUUUUUUUUUUUUGAAAUCUCAUCAGGAAAAUGCAUGCUGCAGAUAUGAUUUUUUUUAUCCACCGGCACCUUUUCUCUCCUUGCUCAACUCUACAUCCCCCUCCUGAUUAUGGAAAGAUCCAUUUUUCCAAAUGUCUUGUUUAGAAGUUCUAUAUUUCCUUCAAAAGUUGUGUUGGACGUAUUUCAGAAAUUUACAAAGCGUCUUGCAAAAUUUCAUUCAUUGAUAGAUGUUGUACUGUUUCAUUUUCUUAAAUUAGCAUUUUCUCCAAAACAUUUUGUAUAACAUUGAAUAAUCAUGUGCAUCAAAACAGUUGUAUUUCUUCUCAUUUUAUUUAUUUUCUAAACUUAUGUCUUGAAAAUAGUCCCUUUUGAUUAUAUUGCAGAGCAAUCUUGAAAUAAAAAAUUCAAUGUUGUAGAUGUGAGCAUAACUUUAUAUAAAUAGUAAUAUAAUGGUAUAUACAAGUGAAAACAUAAUUAAUGUCUUAUAUAGAAGUGAUUUACAAUCAUGUCAGACUUUGAGAGAGAAAAGUUCAGAAGUGAAUGGUGAGCACCGUUCAGAGACCAUGACAGCUUGUCAACAUACAAACAUUUUGAAACCUUGUAUUUGAAGGAAAUCAUGACAAAGAGAAAGAAAGGCAUCUUGUGCUAUAAUGUAAUAAACUAAAUGUUACUGGAAAAGAAGGCAUUUUGUUUUAUUAUGUAAUAGUUGAAGUUUAAUGAAGCAGUAAAACUUAGUUGUCCUUGUUGAGAUCAAAAUCAUGACAUCAGAUGGGUCAGUAUGUAUUGUAUUCAAAGGCAAAGAAUGUUUAGUUUUUAUGUACAGACACUUGCUUAAGCCACUUAAAAUACUCACUGGUUAAGGUGUAUACCAGACAAUAAUGAUGUGUUAUAUGAUAACACUAGACAGGGUGCAAUAUGAACCAUUCUGAUAGUCAGAACACAGUUAACUACCACAAUAAAUACCAUGAACUGGUGGACAGAGACGUGGUGAUCAUGAUGUCUUAGUUCUAUGGUUAAGAAAAAAAUGUAAAGAAUUACAUUUUUUAUGAUAAGAUGGCUACGAUUUCUUGAAGGAUAACUGAAAAUAUCUUUAGCAGGAACUUCAUUUCGUCUACAUCCAUGUUCUCAUGAUAUGGUGGAAAGUAUUACAGAGUGUUGGUUUGGUUGAGAUUGAUAAGCAAUUAAGGUCAGAAAAAGACUUUUUCUUUCCUUGUAAGUUUAACAAAGUUGCUUCCUUGUAACUGGUUGUUUUAUUACUUUUCUUAAUCUUAUAGGAAUCAAAAAGUUGUGCUUAUAUAACUGAAGAAGUAUUACUUAUAGGUGUGUUACUUUUACUCAGUAUCUUAGAUAGCAUGGAAGUUGUGCCUGUAUAAUUUAGACAUAACGUGUUCCUUUAAGAUGAAUUUGCAAAGUGCAUUUUACUUUAUUUGCAGUAAAUUCUGACUUGCAGCUGAAGAAUUAUUAUAUGAAUUAAUUAAUAGUUAAUUGAUUAGUUGAAGGGUAAAGUUGCAUAUUAUAAUUUUUAUACUUUGUGAUUUAUCAUUAAGUUAACUGAUAGUAUUAUUAAUGGAACAAGUGAUUUUGAAAUAGAAUUUAUUUUUUUGCUCAAUAUUUUCUGUAGAUUUUAAUGGAGGUGCAAGGAAUUUUCAAUUCAUUAAAAGAACAUACUUCUUUUUGCUUGUUGUACAAGUCUGUUUUAUGGCCUUCUAGCUAUUCUCAUUUCAGUUAUGGUGGAUAUAAAGGUAUUCAUUAUUAGAUUCAGAUUUCAGAGUCAGUGUCUAAUAAAAUCAACUGCCUAAAUACAUGUGUAUCAGUCUAUAAUUGUGAUGAAAAUUUGUUUGAAAGAUUUCUUGUAGUUUAGUUUGAUUCUUUUCCUAUUAAUGCUUAAUGGAAGAAUAUAUUAUUUCAGUUGAAAUUCAGUGUAACUGUAUUGUGGAUGUAACACUUUUAAAAUAAACCAAAAAGAUCUUCAAUAUUAGAUAAUCAUCACAACUUUGCUACAAUGUUAGCAUUGAACAAAUGAUAUUUAUGUUCGAAGGAUUUUCCUUUUGUCAAACUGCUUCCAGUUUAGCAUGAGAUAUAGCAUGCCUCUUAUAUUGUUAUAAUUAUUAUUAAUAUUAUUAUUAUUAUUAUUAUUACACCAUUUUUGUUGUUAAUAAUCAGUGUGAAGAGAAGACAUGGUGUAUGUAGACAUAGGUUGUCCUGGCAACCACCCUUUGCUGUCAUUAUUACAACUUCCACAUUCUAAAUGUUGUGUGUCACAUGUGGAAGGACAGACCUAGUAGGAUUUUGUACAUGUCAUUUAUUUUAAUAAACUGUUCAUAGAAGA